Molecule: messenger RNA, 1272 nt
Organism: Diaporthe citri
Lineage: Eukaryota; Fungi; Ascomycota; Sordariomycetes; Diaporthales; Diaporthaceae
Exons: 7
Coding region: 1-1272 (423 amino acids)
Biological process (GO): proteolysis
Molecular function (GO): cysteine-type endopeptidase activity
Source: RefSeq, a predicted model, not a curated record
AUGUCUGGCUAUCCCGGCUACCAAACCUCGUACGGCGGCGCGCCCCCGCCAGGAGCCUUCCCCUCCUCCCAGGGCUACUACCCGUAUGACUCUCGCCUGUCUCUUCCUGGGCCUCUGCCUCUUAAUUACAACGGCUACGCCCCUCCGCCCCAGCCUGGCUAUGGCUAUCAGUCCUCGCCUCAGCCCUACGGUUUCAACGGUGGGCCCCCACCGCCGCAGCAGUACGGCUACAACGCGCCGCACCAGGGCCAGUACGGCCGACCAAACGCACCGCCCUCGAAUUCGUACGGCCAUGCUCCUCGCCCACCCCCAGCCACCCCACAGCACUUUGGCACCGGCGCCCCCACCAACUAUGCAUUCCAGUACUCGCAGUGCAAUGGUCGCCGGAAGGCCCUUCUCGUCGGCAUCAACUACUUCGGCCAGCGCGGCCAGCUGAGAGGCUGCAUCAAUGACGUGCGCAACAUGUCCGCGUACCUGGUCGAGCACUUUGGCUACAAGCGGGAGGACAUGGUCCUGCUCACCGACGACCAGCAGAACCCCAUGAGCCAGCCUACCAAGCAGAACAUCUUGCGCGCAAUGCAUUGGCUCGUCAAGGACGCCCGCCCCAACGACUCGUUAUUCUUCCACUACUCAGGACACGGUGGACAGACAAAGGACCUGGACGGCGACGAGGAGGACGGUUAUGACGAGGUGAUAUAUCCGGUCGAUUUCCGGCAGGUCGGGCACAUCACAGACGACGAGAUGCACAGGAUAUUAGUCAAGCCAUUACAGCCCGGCACCCGGCUGACGGCAAUCUUCGAUUCGUGCCACUCGGGCACAGCGUUGGACCUGCCGUACAUCUACUCGACCCAGGGCAUUCUCAAGGAGCCUAACCUGGCCAAGGAGGCCGGUCAGGGCCUGCUGGGCGUCAUCGCCUCCUACAGCCAGGGCGAUAUCGGCGGCAUGAUCAAGAAGGGCAUGGGUUUCUUCAAGAAGGCCACCAAUGGGGAGGACGCUCAUAACCGUACUAUUGCCACAAAGACUUCGCCGGCAGACGUUAUCAUGCUUUCAGGUAGCAAGGAUGACCAGACCUCAGCCGACGCAACCAUUGCCGCCCAGGCAACCGGCGCCAUGUCCUGGGCCUUCAUCACCGCCCUGAAGAAGAACCCGCAACAAAGCUACGUCCAGCUGCUCAACAGUAUCCGCGACGAGCUCGCCAGCAAAUACAGCCAACGGCCUCAACUCUCGAGCAGCCACCCUCUUAUAGAUACGAACCUCCUCUUCGUGAUGUAG